GUCACUAAAUCUGUCAAAAGUAUGGCCUUACGUGUGUUUCUUUUAUUUGUGUUUGGAAAUAAUAUUGCAAUUUACGAUGAAAUCUAAAUUUUUUAUGGUGACUAAAUCCGCGAUAACAUCAAUAAGCUUAGGUUUCAUUCAUACCAGUAAUCAUGUUGUUUUUAGAUAGAUCGACACGAACCGAAGCAAUGUCAUUCGAAUCGAAAAAGCACUUCCAAAUAAAAAUGAUUAUAGAUAAGUGUAAAACCGUAUUAAUUUUAUCCAGUGUUAUUUGUACUUUUGGCGUAUUAAUUUCGUUGCACAAGUUACUAAGUCACGAUGUCAGAUUGGCAAAGCCGUUUUCGCCCAUACCAGCUGGUUUAUAUGGCAAUUAUCUCGAGCCCUUCAUCGAGGAAUCACCCUCCGAGGCGAAAAAACCUGAUAAGGUCCGUGACGCGGAAGCAGUAGUAUCUUUAAACGCUGCGCUAGAGAUGAAAAAAAAUGGCAAGGCUGAUAAAGCUAUGAAACUUUUCCAACAUGCAUUCGCCCUCUCUCCAAAACAUGCAGAUAUAUUAAACCAUUACGGAGAAUUUUUAGAGGAAACCAAAAAAGAUAUUGUUAAAGCAGAUCAGUUAUAUAUGUUAGCUUUAUCUAAUUAUCCAGAUCACACUGGAGCAUUGAUGAACAGACAACGCACAGCUAGCAUAGUUGAAAAUUUAGACAGAGAAAUGUUACGAAAAAUAGACGAGAAACGAGAUACAUUACUCUCAAUACCUGAAAAUAAUGCAGCAUUAUGCAGAGCAAAGAAAGAAGCUUACUUCCAACAUAUUUAUCAUACUGUUGCUAUAGAGGGGAACACUAUGACUUUACAACAAACUCGUAGCAUUCUAGAGACUAGGAUGGCAGUAGCAGGAAAGAGCAUAGCCGAACAUAAUGAAAUCUUAGGCUUAGAUGCAGCUAUGAAGUAUAUUAAUUCUACAUUACUAUAUCGACUAAGAGAUAUUACAAUGGGUGAUAUAUUGGAAAUUCAUAAAAGAGUCUUAGGGCAUGUAGAUCCAGUGGAAGGAGGACACUUCAGACGGACCCAAGUGUAUGUUGGGGGUCACAUUCCACCAGGCCCUUCAGAGAUUCAAAAACUAAUGAUACAAUUCCUAGAUUGGUUGAACUCUGAAGAUGCAUUAGAGUUGCACCCUGUUAGAUAUGCAGCUCUUGCACACUAUAAACUGGUCUAUAUCCAUCCUUUCAUUGAUGGCAAUGGGCGUACUUCCCGUUUGCUUAUGAACUUACUACUGAUGCAGGCGGGCUACCCUCCUGUGAUCAUAGCAAAGCAGCACAGACACCUCUACUAUCAAUAUUUACAGACUGCUAAUGAAGGAGAUGUAAGACCAUUUGUAAGAUUCAUUGCACAGUGCACAGAACGCACAUUAAAUUUAUACCUGUGGGCUACCAGUGAAUACAGCCCAAGUAUUCCAGCUAUCGGACACCCGCAUAUACUCACUGGAGAAGGUUUUGAAGAAGAAUUGUUUUAAUUUAAACUCUGAAAUGUAUACAAAACUUGAAGCCAGAUUUUAUACUAAAAUAUUAGAACAUAAAUUACUUUCUAUUUAAGGCCAUUUUGUGAUGAUAGUUAAUUUUAUCAUUCAAAGUUAAAAAAAUGUAUUGAAUGGUAAUAUAAGUCGACUGAUUUUCAUGAAAAACUGUGACUGCAAAACUAAAGUUGUAUUUAGAUCAACCUCUACAAAAUACAUGCAAUCAUGCUUUUGAUAAUUAUCAUUAUAAUUAAUGAAUCUUACGGGCAUGAUGCUAGAACCUGUGUGAUAAUACUGCGUGCAUCUGUUUUAUUGAAACAAAACGAUAAUGUUUUUCAUGAAAUAAAUUAACAAAUACAUCUUGCAAAUUAAUGAGGCCAGCUUCAAUUACGAGAACGAUAAUUAAAUUGCAUGUACUGGAACUGAAAUUCCGCAUAUACUUCAAUUAUUUAGUAAAUGUGUUUUAAAAGAUUUGUUAGGUUGAAAUAAUAAUGUUUCGACCCUAGCAUAGUAUAUUAUAAAUGUAUAUAAAAUGAUUUCCUUUGAUGUAAGAAAAUAUUAAUUAUAUAUAGCAAAUGAAAAUAUUUUUCUAUUACAAAUUAGAUAUUCAUAUUUAAACUUUUAGACAUUAUCCUGGUUUGAGUCAGUAAAAUAUUAAAGUGCAUUUUGAGGUUAUGAAGAGAGAUUUAGUUAGACACUUAAAUAAUGGUUUACGAAAACAAUUAAUUUAUUUCUUAUAUUAGUUGAUAUGCGAAGUGCAUUUAUUUAUAACCUGCAGGCGGGUGACAUAAUACAUAUGUAAUACUGCUAUCUUUAUAUAGAUAUAAGAGAAUGGAGAUACAGUAUAUUAAACUGUGCCCUUGGAACUAUUUUGUAACAAUCUUUGUUGUACAAACGAUACUCCCCUCACCGUGAUAUGGUUCCGCAAGACACUGGCAUUAGCAUGACAUAUACAAUGUUUUAAUAUUUAUUGAUUUCGUAAGCAUAAUGUUUAAAUACAGGGUUUCUGUAGUAGUAUAUAUAAAAGGCAAAAAAAAAACUUUUUUAUUUUUGCACUGUCAUGUAUUUGUUUUAUAAGUAUGUUCUGUGAUAACAUGUUAUUUAUUUAGGUAGAAAAUAUUAAUUGUGAAUGUUGGUUUAUAAAUGAGUGUUAUAUUCCGCUUUUAAUUAAUCCAAAUAUAUAGAAAAAUAUCAGUUGACAAUUUACAUCACAAAUCAAACGUAGGCGUAACAUAAUAUAUUCAAUCUCGUGUGUCUUCCAAAAACUUUAUUUUUCCUAUUUCCAUUUUUUUUAACAAAAUUCAUUAUAAUUUUAAAUUAUUUU
Molecule: messenger RNA, 2832 nt
Organism: Nymphalis io (European peacock)
Lineage: Eukaryota; Metazoa; Arthropoda; Insecta; Lepidoptera; Nymphalidae
Gene: Fic
Product: protein adenylyltransferase Fic
Exons: 3
Coding region: 153-1508 (451 amino acids)
Molecular function (GO): protein binding
Source: RefSeq, a predicted model, not a curated record